This is a messenger RNA of Neltuma alba, 1888 nucleotides long. RefSeq names its product G-type lectin S-receptor-like serine/threonine-protein kinase SD1-29. Gene Ontology annotation, biological process: recognition of pollen; protein phosphorylation. Lineage: Eukaryota; Viridiplantae; Streptophyta; Magnoliopsida; Fabales; Fabaceae. Gene Ontology annotation, molecular function: ATP binding; protein kinase activity. The record is from RefSeq and is a predicted model, not a curated record.
AUGGGGGUCAGAGUUUAUACAGAAGUUUUAGGUGUUUUCCUCCUAUGUGCAUGCUAUUAUUCAUUUUUAGCCUCUGGCUUAGACACUCUAACAGCAUCUAAGCGAAUGAAGGAUCCAGAUAUUCUGACCUCUAAUAGCACCAAUUUCACACUGGGAUUCUUCAGUCCUGAGAAUUCAUCCAAUCGUUACCUAGGAAUUUGGUACAUGUUAAAAACCACAGUGAUAUGGGUGGCUAAUAGAAAAGAACCCCUCACAGAUCCUCCAGGGAUGCUCAAGAUAUCUGAGAGUGGCAAUCUUGUGAUACUAGAUGGAAAGGAACAUGUAGUUUGGUCAUCAGAUGGAUCGGAUAAUGACACAUCCCACGUCAUUUUGCAGCUACAGGAUUCUGGAAAUCUUGUGCUGAAGAACAAUAUCACUGGAAAAGUGAUAUGGCAAAGCUUCCACCAUCUUUCUGACACACUGCUGUUUCCUACUAGUGGUGGGUAUAAUGCACAAGCAGGUCAGAAAUUCAUGUUGACAUCAUGGAAAAGCCCUUCUGAUCCCUCCAUAGGAAGCUUUACAGCUUCUAUGGGACCUAGUACAGUUCCUCAAACGUUUAUUUGGAACAACACUCACCCAUAUUGGCGGGGAGGUCCAUGGGAUGGUCGAAUCUUCGCUGGCAUACCCAAUUUGGAGGAUCAGUAUCUCAAUUAUGGAUUCACAUCGGAAAAAGCAAAUGGUACUUUCUAUUUAUACUUUGUAUAUAUAAAACUUUUACCUUUAUCAUUCUAUAAGUUGAACUUUGAAGGGAAACUGGUAUUUCAUAACUGGGAUGACAAUAAAAAAGAGUGGGUACCCCAAUGGACAGUGCAGCAAUCAGACUGUGACAUUUAUGGCAUUUGUGGAUCGUUUGGAAGCUGUAAUCCACAAAGAAAGCCAAUUUGUAGCUGUUUACGUGGUUUCAUUCCAAAAAAUGGUGAAGAAUGGAAUAAAGGAAAGCGGACUAGUGGAUGCGUAAGGAGGAAGCCAUUGAAGUGUGACAGAGCCAAAAAUGAAACCAGAAAUGGACAUGAUGAUGAUGGGUUUGUGCUAUUGGAGAAUACCAAAGUUCCAGACCUACUAAAUGGGACUUUCACUGUAUCAGCAUUACCAAAUUGCAGAGUCCAGUGCUUGAACAAUUGUUCCUGCUUAGCAUAUGCCUAUGAUGCGGGCAUUGGUUGUAUGAUGUGGAGUGAAAAUCUGAUUGACAUACAAAGGUUCUCAAGUGAUGGUCUCAGCCUGUACAUUCGUCUGGCAGAUUCGGAAUUGAGUAACUCAUCAAUGAACUACAACUGUUUUGAAUUUGAAAAGCUUGCAGCUGCAACCAACAACUUUCAUUCUGCUAAUAAGAUUGGGCAGGGUGGUUUUGGUCCAGUAUACAAAGGAAAACUGCAAGAUGGACAAGAAGUUGUUGCAGUUAAAAGGCUUUCAAGUGUAACAGGACAAGGACGUGAAGAAUUCAUGACUGAGGUGGUGGUAAUUUCUAAACUUCAGCAUCGCAAUCUCGUAAGACUUCUUGGUUGCUGUGUAGAAGGAGGUGAAAAGAUGUUAAUUUAUGAAUACAUGACAAAUAAAAGUUUGGCUGCAUAUCUCUUCGAUCCAUCCAAAUGUGAUGUCCUUGAUUGGCAGAAGCGUUAUUGCAUAAUAGAAGGAACUGCUCGAGGUUUGCUCUAUCUUCAUAGAGAUUCAAGAUUAAGAAUAAUACAUAGAGAUCUCAAGGCAAGCAACAUCUUAUUGGAUGAGCUAAAUCCUAAAAUAUCAGAUUUUGGCACAGCAAGAAUCUUUGGAGUUAACAAAGAUGAGGACUAUACAAGAAGAGUGGUUGGAACAUAGUAAGUUAACAUCCCAGUUGUAGUUAGUAUAGAACUCC